GAAAUUGUAGGGUCAACGUUUGGGUCAACGGGAAAACUGCAAAUAUUUUUAAUUUGAAGAUCUAACCUAAUAAAUUGUUUGCAAGUAAAAUGGUGUGGAGAAUGAGCUGCACUUUCCUCUUCAAACUCCUAGUAGUUUUUGUUUUUGGUCAAAACAGUACGAAACCAACUGUCCACAUUAGAGUUAUGGAGAGCUCGGGAGGACAAGAAAACAAUAUCUCGUAUGGUGUCCAUUUUUUGAAACCUUUGCUGGAGCUUGCUUUAGAACAAGCAGUGUGGACAUUCGGUGAUGUCGUAGACGUCAAAUAUAAGCACGUGGAAACAAAACCUGGACCAACCCAGAUUGGGGCUCUAGCUGCCAGGGAGUUUUACUUCAAUGCCACUCAUGAGCCGGUAAAUGUUUUCUUUGGACCUGAAUCCAACGAAGGAGUUGUUCCCCUUGCCUAUAUGGCCAAGGUUUGGAAUCUCCCGGUCAUCACUCCACGUGGAAAUGACCAAUCGACACGCAACAAUGCUGUUUUGUCUAACAUGAUUUCCUUACACCCCUUUGACAAGCUGGAGUUGGUAAAGUGCACCAUCAAAAUUUGUCAGAAUUACAACUGGACUUCAGUAGCACUGUUUGUGGACAUUGACAGAAAAGUGAUGAAUUCAACUAGCAAAAUCUACAUCAGUGAAAUGCAAGUGGCGAAAAUUGAAUGCAAUGUCUUUAAUGUGCCAUUUUCUUCAGUGGCAGAUACAAAGUUGAAAUCAGAACUUUUGUCUUCCAAAGCAAAACAUCGAGUGAACAUUCUUCUGCUGGACAUGAAUGAUGUACGAAGACUGUUGCUGUUAGCUUCACAGCUGGACAUGACAGCUAAAAAUAAAGAAUUUUUGUAUAUAGUGCCGCACAUUUACGGAGGAGAAAAUUUACAAGUCGAUCUGUGGAAAAGAAAUGAUUCCCAAGAUAUGAUAGCCAAGGCCGCAUUCCGUACAACACUGAUAAUCAAUGUCCUGAACCCAACACGACUUCAGUUUGAACAACUUCUUCUAGAAUUGAACCAUAAGAUGUUCGGAAAUGCCACAGACCUCUACGUGGAUUCAUCUUAUGAAGACGAGCCAGGGGAGGAUAACCAGAACCAAGCGCAACAAUAUCUACUGACUGGCUAUCACAAUGCUUUCCUUGUUUACCUGACGGCUGUCAACGAAACUCUAGCAGAAGGCGGGAAUAUAAGUGAUGGACUUAGUUUGGUUCGGAAAAUGUGCAACAGAACAUAUGAUGGUGUGUCCGGCUCGUUUAGACUUAAUGAGGUGGGAAAUAGAGUUAUUGAUAUGUCCGUGGCGGACAUGAGAGAUGAUGACCAAAGCGAUGGAACCUUUAUGCGUGUAGGCAACUACAGUUCUCUGACCCACAGUCUGACUAUGAUUGAUGAGUACAAGAUUCACUGGCCUGGUGAUGAUGGUUUCGUGAGUGGGCGACCAGUCUGUGGCUUCAAUGAUGAGAUCUGCAAACGUAUUGCCCUGGAACAAGAUUACCGUCUGGCUGUUGGUUUAUCUGUCAGUGUCGGUGUCAUACUUCUAUUUGCAGCCAUUGGAAUAUUUGUAGCUUUCAGGAUGCGACAUGCACAAAACAAGCAGCUAAUGAACUGGUGGAAGAUAAACCAAGAUGAGCUCCAUCCAAUCAAAAGUUUUGUAACAAAGUCAACGUUCUCUACUAUAUUUCAUCAUAGUGCUACAAAUACAAAUGACGUGGCCACAUCCAACUGCUCCAUCUGUGUAUACAAGGGCAACAUAGUCCGUCAACUGUUCUUGAAUGAUGCAAGUGUUCAAAGCGUAAGUUCUCUGAUGAAAGAAUUUCACGAGAUACGAGACAUCAACCACCCAAACCUUCUUCGUGUUCUAGGAGCCUGCCUUGAAGGGGAGAAAAAGAUGCUUAUCACAGAGCAUUGCCCUAAAGGAUCUUUACAGGAAGUAUUGAUGGAUUCUAAAUUUAAACUAGACACCGUCUUUUCUCUCUCCAUCUUGAGUGACAUCGUCAAGGCCUUGGGAUACCUCCACAAACACCCCCUUCGAGUCCACGGUCGACUGACCAGCGAUGUCUGCAUGAUUGACUCCAGGUUCUCAGUUAAAGUAGGUUACUACGGUCUUCCAACAAUCUAUGAUGAAAUCAAGUUACAAAGCCAAAAUCAAACUUUGGAAAAAGAUCUUCUAUGGGUGGCCCCCGAGCUGUUAAGGCAUGGAGGUAAACCUACACCACAAGGAGAUGUUUACAGUCUUGCCAUUAUUAUGUCAGAGAUGCUGACCAGAGAAGAACCUUACAGUAAUGAUAAGGAGUAUCUCACUAUAAAAGAAGUUCUAAGCAAAAUAAUCGAAUGUCAAGAUCCACCUUUCAGACCUGCAGUAUCUGCUCCACCAGAAAUGAUUCCAAUGGAGACUCUUAUGAAGCAGUGCUGGCAAGAAAGUCCAGAGAAACGUCCGUCACUAAGUGUAAUAACUGCAGUGCUUCACGGCCUCAUGCAAAAAGUGAACAAAUCUGGUGGCUUGGUUGACAACUUACUUCAGAGGCUAGAGAAGUACAGCAGUAAUCUAGAGAAAAUUGUGGAUGAGAAAGUGGAUGAACUGAGACAAGAGAAACAAAAGUCAGAAGAGUUACUCAAACAAAUGUUACCUGCAUUUGUUGCUGACCGACUGAAGGCUGGUCUAACCGUGGAGCCAGAGUUCUAUGAUUGUGUGAGCAUUUACUUCAGUGACAUUGUUGGCUUCACAGAGAUUUGUUCCAUCCUAAAGCCUGUACAAAUUGUCAACUUGUUAAACGACGUCUACACUUGUUUUGAUGCUGUCAUAGGCAACUACGACGUGUAUAAAGUAGAGACCAUUGGUGACGCCUACAUGGUGGUCUCAGGUCUUCCUAGUAGAAAUGGAAGUGAGCAUGCUCGCCAGAUUGCCCGGAUGUCACUGGCACUGCUGAGUGUGGUAUCUGGUUUUACUCCACUGAAUACAUGUGAGGAUCAACUCAAGCUGAGAAUCGGUUUACAUUCAGGCCCAGUAUGUGCUGGUGUUGUUGGUCUCAAAAUGCCAAGAUAUUGUCUGUUUGGGGAUGCAGUGAACACUGCGUCUAGAAUGGAGUCCAAUGGAGUUGAGCUGAAGAUUCACAUGAGUUUUAACACUGCAGACAUUCUCAAAACUUUUGGCAAGUUUAUUAUUCAGAAACGUGGAGCAUUGGAAAUCAAGGGUAAAGGUAUUAUGGAGACCUACUGGCUACUUGGUGAAGAAGACUGAAGUUGGACACAUGGAAUCACAGGACAUUUGACCUACAAACUUGUUUCAUGUGCUAUUGAAAUGUCCAUUACAAGAAAGAUGUUUGUGUUAAAUUAUAGGUUAAAUAAUCAAAUAACUCGUGAAUCUCAAGUACAUUAUAAGUUUUAGUAGUUUAAAAUCAUACAUUAAUUGGAAUAUUUAGUCUAAGUAUAGCUAGAGCAUAUUUUUAACAUUAUAAAUAGAUUCAUUAACUUGACAUGUUUGCCUGGCUGUGUACUAUACGUAGCGUCGAGCCUAGCUAUCCAUCUUGCUAUCCAGGAAUACAGGUUAGGGUUUUCAAUUGAACUGUAUAUUGAGAGACGCAAAUGAGGCAUAAAUAAGUUUGGUGCAGACAUUAAACAUUGGAAAUAGUUUUAUGAACAUCUGUGUGUGUUUUAGUUGUCUUCCCUUCUAGUCGAGUUAUAAUAAAGACGUUCAAAAGAUUGGUUCAAUGAGCUUUGUCUCCACGUAGUUUUCUAUUCAGAUUGAGUGUAAGCUAUUUGAGAGCUAAUAUUUUGUGUUGGUAUUUUGACUUUGUUCCAUUCACAUGAUCAGAGGGGUAUUUUUAUCUCUAAUCAUAUUGAUAUUAUUUGGAUGUUAGAUGCAGAAAUCCAUAUAUUCUUAUAUUAGCAGCAAUAAUAAACUGAACUUCUAUUGACAAUAUAGGACUUGAGCUCAAAAGCAAAGCCCAGCUAUCGGGGAGUAAAUCAUUUUAUUUCUCGCAGCAGGAACUAGAUGUCAGAUAUUCUAUUCCAAAUGCAUUGACUUUAUAAAUAACUACAAUAACAAUGAAAUGCAAAUUUCAUCGUGUAUUCAAAUGUUUUCCCACGGCUAACAUAAACACAAACACACAGUGAUACACACAAACACAAACACACAGUGAUACACACAAACACACAGU
Messenger RNA from Biomphalaria glabrata, 4173 nucleotides. RefSeq names its product atrial natriuretic peptide receptor 1-like. The transcript is spliced from 23 exons. Lineage: Eukaryota; Metazoa; Mollusca; Gastropoda; Planorbidae. The record is from RefSeq and is a predicted model, not a curated record. Gene Ontology annotation, molecular function: guanylate cyclase activity; ATP binding; peptide receptor activity. Gene Ontology annotation, biological process: receptor guanylyl cyclase signaling pathway; protein phosphorylation; intracellular signal transduction. Bases 90 to 3254 code for a protein of 1054 amino acids. Gene Ontology annotation, cellular component: membrane.